This is a messenger RNA of Copidosoma floridanum, 2124 nucleotides long. RefSeq lists its product as uncharacterized. Gene Ontology annotation, cellular component: plasma membrane; exocytic vesicle. Lineage: Eukaryota; Metazoa; Arthropoda; Insecta; Hymenoptera; Encyrtidae. The record is from RefSeq and is a predicted model, not a curated record. Gene Ontology annotation, molecular function: calcium ion binding; SNARE binding; clathrin binding. Gene Ontology annotation, biological process: calcium-ion regulated exocytosis.
CACGCUGACUCGUUGCCUUUUUGACACAUAUACACCGGUUUGCGCGCAAUUGUGUACAUUUUACUAACGAUAGUGCGGCUGUAUAGCUGUGUUUUUGUACCGAUACUUACAACAUAUAUACUUAUAGACCCGCGUUGUUUCGGUCUUUGUUGACCCCCCAUGGAAUCUGGAUGGUAUUCGAGCACUUUUCGACUGAUGGCUGCUCGAUAAAGUAUAUGGAAUAGAGGCAGAAAUAUUCUUCAGCAGCUGCUCAAGAAGGUACCUUCCAGCCAACAACUACUCUAUCCCAAUGCGCACCAUCUCUUAACGAUCUCGAUCCAUUGUACCUAGAAGUACCUGCCUCCAGUGAAAAACAAAGGCCAUGGCGAUAGCGAAAAUCAAAAGCUUCAUAGACACGAGUCUGAAAACCGUGGGGUCGCCGAUCGACCGCACGACCACGAGUCUCGAGCCCGAGAUCGGUAUCAGGAUCGUGCACUCGCCCGACGACAAGAGCCUCAGAGUCACGGUACUGGGCGCCAGGCACUUGCCGCAAAACUUUGGCUUCACGCGCGUCAACAGUUACGUCGUCAAGAUAAAAUUGAUUCCGGGCAAGGACAAGCACGAGACGACUACGCGCAACGAGUCCUGGCCUCAGUGGAACGAGGAAUUCGUGUUUCCGCUGCGCAAAGAGACGAAAGUGAAGUUCGGAAAGAACAAAGUCGUCGAGGAGGAGAUCGGCGCCUCCAAGUUCGUCGUCGCGACGCUCUACGCCAUACUCGAAGAUAAGCCGCUCAUUGCCACCGACAAGAAGGAAAAUGAAAAAGACAAAGCCAACACAGGCGCGGGUCGAGACAAAAAAGACGGGGGCAAAAAAAAGGACGCCAAGCAGCAGCAAGACCCCAGUAGUUGCCAAUCGGCUUCGACAAUGCAGUCGAAGGGAGCGUCGAAGCUGCUGAACCAGUUCUUUGGCAAAGGGUCGGACAAGAUCGGCGAGCCGGCCGGUCAGGAAUCGGCGCGCAAAGCCUUCGAAAAGAGACGCACGAUCGGCGCCACUUCGAUUCCCCUCGACCCGAGGAACUUCACCAGCAAACCCGUCAAGCCGAAACAUCCGCAGGACGUGUCCACGGGGGACAUGUGGAGGACCCUCAAGCCAAUAUCGAGCGGGAUUUCAGGGGCCGAGGAGAGGCGUGAAAACAAAAAGGGCCAAGUGGAGUUGUCGCUGUGCCAAGAGAAGCGGGAAGCCGGCAAUGGCCGACUCGUCCUGACGAUGCACCGGCUACGCUGCUCGCUGCAAUCGAUGCAAGAGCACGAGGCCCUCAAGGGCCACAUGUAUAUAAAAAUGUCGGUGGUGGACACCGGCCGGGUCACCUACUUCUGGAAGAGCGAUCGUUUCGCGCCCUGUGUCAGCAUGAAGUUCGACCCGGGCCGCGCACAGGUCAUGAUCGACAAUCCGUACGAGGGGGCGCUCAAGGACGUGUGCUUCGUUGUCAAGUUCGUUGCCAAAAAUAAGAUCGGGAAAAAGGUGACAGUUGGACACUUUGUGAUCGGGCCAGAGGUCGGUGGACCCUACAGCGAAAUGUGGAAACAAGCUUUGGCGAAACCGGGGCAGCAAGUCUCGAAGUGGUUGUGUUUCGAGUAGCAGUGCUGGCAGAUCUGAUGAGAAAUUACCUUUUCUUCUUUGUUUUAUAACAACUAUCGUACAACUGUUAUUGUAUAUAAAUUGUUGACACGGGGCAUGAAAACGAACGAUUUGUACCUUAAUGUUUUGUACAAAAACUAGGAUUUACGGUGAGGCGUAUCGUGUUGUGUGUAACCGUCCAUUAUUGCGUAGAUGAAGUGUCAUUGUAUAGAUACACGAAAAAAGUCGGAGUUUGAUCUGCGAGAUGAUAAAUCUUUUCUUUUUAACGUCUAUGUACAAAUGUAUAUCGAUUUCAAGAUUUUUAGAGUUGUGACACGAGGAUUUGAAUUUCACGUUUAAUACUUUGUAAAAUAGUAUGUUUGUACAAUGUAAGCACUUGUAAUUUAAUAUUAUUUUUUUUACUUAUACUUAAAUUUCCACCAUACAUAUAAUGUCAUGUCAAAAUACCACUGUUUCUUUUUCUUUACACAUUUUUUAUACAGCAAAUAAAUAGUUACGUCAACUUA